AGCGGGCUGAGCCCCCUCCCCUCGCAUAAAGAUCAUAGAGACGAGGCCUCCGGGAGGGUAGAGCGGCCGCAGGCCCGCGGCGGAGACCAUAGAGAGGCGGAAGGGCGGGCAGAGCGUCGCCGCCCGGGAGCAGGCAGCCCCCACCAUGGCCUCCCGUGGGGUCCCCGCGCCACCGGCACCGACGGCAGCGACUUCCAGCACCGGGAGCGGGUGGCCUCGCACUACCAGAUGAGCGUGGCCCUGAAGUCGGAGAUCAAGCGCCUGAUCUACGUGCACGUGGGGCUGUGGCUGCUGCUGCUGGCGCAGAUGUGCGUGGGGCACCUCAAGCUGCUGCCCCACGACCGGGUGGCCAUGCCCUACCAGUGGGAGUACCCCUACCUGCUCAGCAUCCUGCCCUCCCUCCUGGGCCUCCUCUCCUUCCCCCGCAACAACAUCAGCUACCUGGUGCUGUCCAUGAUCAGCACCGGGCUCUUCUCGGUGGCUCCCCUCAUCUACGGGGCCAUGGAGAUGUUCCCCAUGGCGCAGCAGCUGUACCGGCACGGCAAGGCGUACCGCUUCAUUUUCGGCUUCUCCGCCGUCUCCGUCAUGUACCUGGUGGUGGUGGUGGCCGCCCAGGUGCACGGCUGGCAGCUCUACUACAGCAAGAAGCUGCUGGACUCCUGGUUCACCAGCACGCAGGAGAAGAAGAAGAAGUGAACGGGGACCAGCGGGCACCCGAAAACUGGAGCGUUUUUUUUUUGGGGUGGGGGCUCCGUGCCCAAACCGGAUCCGCUCCCACCCUGGGGUGCUGCGGGGUGGCCCCCACGGGUGGCAGCUCCUCGCCCACCCCCCGGGACCACCGUC
Molecule: messenger RNA, 843 nt
Organism: Anas platyrhynchos (mallard)
Lineage: Eukaryota; Metazoa; Chordata; Aves; Anseriformes; Anatidae
Gene: JAGN1
Product: jagunal homolog 1
Biological process (GO): granulocyte colony-stimulating factor signaling pathway; vesicle-mediated transport; endoplasmic reticulum organization
Cellular component (GO): endoplasmic reticulum membrane
Source: RefSeq, a predicted model, not a curated record